AUGGAGAACCAAACCCAAGCGUCUGAGUUCAUUCUGUUGGGGUUCACCAAUAUCCCUGAACUGCAACAGCUCCUCUUCGUGUGGCUUUUCUUGGCCUACGUGAUGACCUUCAUGGGGAAUCUCCUAAUUAUCGUCAUCACCUGCUCCGACUCCCGCCUCCACAUCCCUAUGUACUUCUUCCUCAGGAACUUGUCCUUCUUGGACAUCUGCAUAACCACCGUGGUCGUCCCUAAGAUGCUGGCCGAUCUUAGCACACAGAAGAGAACAAUAUCCUUCACCGCCUGCCUCUCUCAGUAUUUUUUCUUUUUUCUCUUCGGGGCUACAGAAUUUUUGUUGCUGGCGGUCAUGUCGCUCGACCGUUAUGUGGCCAUCUGCUACCCACUUCAGUACACCUCCAUCAUGAGCCAAAGACUGUGCAGUCUGCUGGUGAGCGUCGCCUGGAUGGGAGGUCUUCUCCUCAUCGUUACACCUAUCAUUCUGAUCAGCCAGCUCUCGUUCUGCAAAUCCAACGUAAUCAACCACUUCUUCUGUGACUAUACCUUCUUGCUGCAGCUGUCCUGUGGGGACAAGCACCUCCUUGAACUCAUCCAUUUUGUUCAGGCUUUCUUCACCAUUCUAGGCACCUUAUUGCUGAUAGCCGUGUCCUACUUCUCCAUCCUCAUUGCCAUCAUGCGCAUGCCUUUGGCGACGGCACGCCAACGGGCCUUCUCCACCUGCUCCUCCCACCUCCUCAUUGUCCUUAUCUGCUACGGCAGCUGCGUUAUCAUGUACGUCAGGCCCAACCAGGAAGAAGACCUGGACAUCAACAAAGGGCUUGCCCUCAUCAACGCCGUGGUGGCCCCCUUGCUGAACCCUUUCAUCUACACGCUCCGGAACCAGCAAGUGAAGGACGCACUGAGAGAAGCGGGAAGGAGGGUGUUUUCUCCCCAGAGUGUGAGGGGGCUCCAGGCAGUGCAGAAAUAA
Molecule: messenger RNA, 963 nt
Organism: Pelodiscus sinensis (Chinese soft-shelled turtle)
Lineage: Eukaryota; Metazoa; Chordata; Testudines; Trionychidae
Product: olfactory receptor 2AP1-like
Biological process (GO): G protein-coupled receptor signaling pathway
Cellular component (GO): membrane
Molecular function (GO): olfactory receptor activity; G protein-coupled receptor activity
Source: RefSeq, a predicted model, not a curated record